AUGUCUUCUCAUACUACCGAAAUAGUCGAGGAAUUGGCAAAGGAUUAUGCAAAUUAUGCAAAAUUGGAUUUGUCCAAUCAAAUGAAAAGUUUUCAUGACACCAUCGAAGAUGUAAUGAUGCGCUUAGAAGAAUUUCAAUCAAUCAUUGAAAUGGUUCAAACCGAAAGAGUCCAAUGCAUCGAUCAACACAUUCCAAGAUUGCAAAAUUUGCAACAAGAAGUUUUAAAACUUUGUAGACGAAUAGAUGCUCUUGAACAUGUUAUAGCAAUGGCAAAUGUAAAUUUAACUACUUUAGAAGCUGCUGUUGAUAAUGCAGAAGCUGAAUUAGGAAUUUCUGACAGAUUAUUUGGAAUGUUAAAUCCUUUGUCCUUUUUUAAAAAAAGCCAAGAAGCCCUAUUACCAAAUAAAUUACCAUUAUACGAACAACCUACAAUUUAUAGAACAAGGGAUUAUUUCAAUAGUGAAUAG
Molecule: messenger RNA, 468 nt
Organism: Dufourea novaeangliae
Lineage: Eukaryota; Metazoa; Arthropoda; Insecta; Hymenoptera; Halictidae
Gene: Blos4
Product: biogenesis of lysosome-related organelles complex 1 subunit 4
Exons: 4
Coding region: 1-468 (155 amino acids)
Cellular component (GO): BLOC-1 complex
Source: RefSeq, a predicted model, not a curated record